CAGACUGCGACGGCGCACAGUUCCUCCUCGCCAGAAAAACGUCUCCUCCACACCUCCACCAGCCAGCACCACCAGGAUCAGGACCAGCACCGGCACCACACCAGGACCUGCAGCCAAUCUUAUAACGCGUCGGAGCGGACUACUCGUCCCCACUGAGCCCUCUCCUCCUCCGGCCCCAUGGCCGCCACCGCUGCCGCCACGCCCCCUCCACCCUCCCCCUGCAGGAGGUAACCCCCAACGGCUGGAUGAGAUGGACAACAGAAGUGAAGAGCGCCGCGCCGCGGCGUUCUGAUGCUGCUGGCGGUGAAGUGAUGCGUGCGGUGUGAAAGUUGACGUCAGCAGACGCACGCUCGCCGCCAUGCUGGUGACGAGCGGCCCGUCCUUAGCCAACGACAGCGGCAGCUCCGAUCCGUCCUCCGCUUCAGGACGCUUACCUUCCCUCGGCGAUGUUCCCCCUGCGCCCCCUUUGCCGCCGCCGCCCCCACCUCCGGCCGCUCCCCCGCCGCCACCUGCGGCCAGCGGCAGGAAGAAGCGGCGCGUGCGAAGCUUCUUCUGGAAGCCCAUCCCGGAGGAGAAGGUUCGAGAGAAGCCCAACAUUUGGACCAUGGCGGUGCGGCAGCAGCAGUAUCAGAUCGACGUCCGGUCUGUGGAGGAGCUGUUUGGGCAGCAGGAGGAGGGCGGGGCCGGGAGGCGGGGGACCACGACGACGGCAGGGAUGGCGAGCCAUGUCUCCCGAUCGAGAUCUUUCAAAGAGAGCGGCAAAGACGAGAUCAGCAUCCUGGACUCCAAGAGGGGCAUGAAUGUGGGGAUUUUCCUCAAGCAGUUCAAAAGGUCCAACCAUUCCAUUGUUGAAGAUGUACGGCGAGGAGACGGGAAGCUUUACGGCGCCGAGCUGCUCAAAGACCUGCUCAAGCUGCUGCCCGACGCAGACGAGAUGAAGAAGCUGCGGGCGUUUAAAGGCGACCCGGACAAGCUGACCCUGGUGGACUCCUUCAUGUACCUCCUCAUCCAGGUGCCACGGUUGGAGGUUCGCAUGGAGGCCAUGGUCCUAAGCGAGGAGUUCGUGCCCUCCUGCGCCGUGAUGAGUCAUGAGAUCCAUGUCGUGCGUGUCGCCACUCAAGAGCUGAUGAGCUGCGAGGAGCUUCACGCCAUCUUGCAUCUGGUGCUGCAGGCGGGGAACAUCAUGAAUGCGGGAGGAUACGCAGGCAACGCCGUGGGCUUCAAGCUGUCGUCUCUCCUCUCAUUGGCCGACACCAAAGCCAACAAGCCUGGGAUGAACCUGCUGCACUUUGUCGCCAUGGAGGCCAAGAAAAAGGACGAGAAGCUGUUGAAGUUUCCGGAAAAACUUGUGGACGUCCAGAGUGCCGCCAGGAUCUCUGCAGAGAACAUCGAGGUGGAGUUCUCAUCCUUAUAUGUUCGCAUCAAAACCCUGGAGGAGAAGGUCCAAGGUGACCCGGACUUGCUGCUGCAGUGGGAACCCUUCCUGCGGAGUUCGGCUGAGGCGCUCCAGGACCUGAAGCGCCGGCGCCUGGACCUGCGCAAAGAAGGGAACGCCCUCAUUGAUUUCUUUUGCGAAGACAAGGACACGUUCAAGCUGGACGAAUGCUUCCGCAUCUUCCAAGACUUCUGCAUCAAGUUCAAGAAGGCCGUCAAGGACAACGCAGACCGCGAGCAAAAAGAAACGGCGAGGCAGCGUCGCCUCAAGGAGUUGGAGGAGAAACGAUUUGCGUGGUCGGGCGAAGAUCACAAAGGAAUAUUCGCUCGGAGCAGCAGCGAGAACGACGUGGAAACGCUCACCAAGGAAGGCCUCAUGGACUUCUUCCAGCAGAGGUCCAAGAGUCCGCACAGUCCGCUGGGACGAUCCUGCAGCGCUCGGCGCCAUCGCCACACCCUGACCUCCAUAGCGGACCGUGAACUCCAAGGAUACCUGGAGCUGUUCGGAGGCUCUGAGGACUAUUCCAAAUGUAACAGUCUACCUCGGUCUGGCCGCGCCCUCCAACGAAAGACGACCCCUUGGAUCGUAACCCGGGGCGACGACCGCGAAUUGACUUCUCCUCAUGCAAACACGGAACCUCUCAGUCCUCUUGCUAGGUUUUCUUCUUCCUGGCACUACACCGACGAGGACCGAUGCAACAACAAUAGUUCCGCAUGUGUGUCGGAGGGCGGCUUUCUGCCUCGUUCAUUAAGCGACCGUCACUACCCGGCGGUUAGCGGCCGCAUGAACGUUAGCGUGGAGAAACAUACCUUAGUUUCAGGUCCUCAAGGUUUCACCCUUCCCAGUCCAAACAAUAACAGCAAAGACUUUGUGGACCAGGAAGGUGUUGAGGGCACAGACCUGGAAAAGGUCCAGCGUCCGCUCUCCGGCGGUCUGGACCUGGAUAAAUAUCCAUUUGGCGUAGAAGGGGUGGAACCACAAAUGGACCACGACCACGAAGACAAUAGCACGGUUUCAUCAACCACCUGUGGCACUCCGCUGCCAUUGGACACCCCGUUGUCCAAUAAGAAGCCGGUGUUUAAUGUCCUGGACUCCACGGAAGCCGACUGCUCCGUUGCACUCGAUUCCUCUGAGGCCGAAAGCUCAUCGCUCUCAAAAGAAGGACUUCGUAUCAGGACGGGUGACUGCAGCGAAGACCACAAAUCCACGGCCAGUGGUCAGCUUCCUGUGCCGAGAUCUGUGGACGCCGCCUCGGCAACGGCGCCCGAGUGGGAAUUGGAGAGCCGUGACUCCGCAGUAGCAAAGCAUGCUGGGGUAGAAGACCCACAGGGAGGCAGUAAAACCUCAAAACCGAUGCGUACAAACAGCCAGGGCAGGAAGUGCGGCGGCGGCCCCGGCGGAGGUGGCGUACGAACCUUAACCAGCAGCGAGAGCCAGGGUUUGCGGAAAGUGGUGCCCAUUACCAGGCUAACCAGGACAGGAAGUCGAAAGCAAGCAGACGGCGAGCAAAGCACGCCUCCAAGAGGACGGAGCGAGAGGACCUCCAGACCUCCUCGACACUCCAGUCUGCCUCCUGAUCAGUCCAAGUCCCAGAAGGUGUGCGUUUCCAGAUGUCCCUGCGAUCCGGUCCACAGGAAGCCGAGCGCCAAACCCCUCAGGAACAUCCAGAAACCUGCACCCGAGGAGAAGAUGUGCCGCUCCACCAUGAGGGCCCUGGCGCAGGCUCAAGUCCGCAGCGCCGCUUCCUCGGAAAACGGCAGCUCUCAGGCGCUAGCCUCCAAGACUUCACCCAAUGUCCCGAGCUUCGCACGGAACACUGUAGCAUCGUCUUCCCGGACCAAGAAAGACCCUGACGCCCCGUCCGCGUCCUCUCACGUUCCCUCCCUUUUCAAACGGCAGCCGUCUGUCCGGCAGACCAGAUCGGGACAGACGGUUCAGAACAGCCAGGAGCGACCCGGCGGGGUGACCCUGCGGAGAGUCCAAAGCGUCAGGGCGGAUAGUCGAAGUGCCUGCCGCAGCCAGACUCCGCCUCCCGCACGAGAGGACGUUAAAAAGAACUUGGUGACACCCAGCAAGACUGCAAAGCCCAGCUGGAAGUAGCAUAAAACCCACAAGAACUUAGUCUAAGAACCUGGUCUACAACGGACGUUAGUUAUCUCUGGUCUUCAGAGGACCGUCCGGUUGACGCCAGGACUGGGAAUUCCGUGUCUCUGUGUUCCGUGAAGCUAUGCGAUGUCAAACUCAAUCACGUAAUCCACCAAUUUGGGAUUAGCGUCCGAUCCUUUUUGGCUGCUUAGUCGUCCAACGGGAGGAUUUCCACUGCAGGAACUCAAAACCGGACUUAGGGGGGCCGACGUUUUGGGAUGUUUAAAUGACGUUGGCCUUUCGGAUCCUGAAAACAUAAACGUAACAUAGAACACAACCGAUAUUGUUUCCGUAGUUAGUAUUGGUAGUUUCCGAAGGUGGCCGAACCAUUUCAUAUUUCAUUUCUUACGCUAAUACGAAACAUGGCCACUGAGUUGGUGACGAUUACGAUUGACGGCGCUGAAAAACAAGACUGAUAACGGUUGUUUGCGAAAAUGGACUUUCGGUAUGAAGCGCCAUACGUUUUAGUCAUCAACCGAUAAGACGGUUGUCGUAGCGCUUAUGGUUAUCGUACCGACGAUCGUGAUCGUAGCGUUUAUCGUGAUCGUAGCGGUUCUCGUUAUCGUACCGACGAUCGUGAUAACAAGCUAAAGCUAGUUGUGAGUAUUACGAUGUUUGCCAGGAUUUUGAUGCCUGACGGUUAAGACGGUUGUCGUAGCGCUUAUCGUUAUCGUAGCGUUUAUUGUUAUCGUUGCGCUUAUCGUUAUCGUAGCGUUUAUCGUGAUCGUAGCGCUUAUCAUGAUCUUAGCACUCAUCGUUAUCGUAGCGCUUAUCGUGAUCGUACCGACGAUCAUGAUAACAAGCUAAAGCUAGUUGUGAGUAUUACGAUGUAUUGCCACGAUUUUGAUGCCCGACGAGUUCCUGCGGAAGAAAUCCGCCCGCGUUGUCGUGUACAUGCUAGCUAUUGUAACGUAUCCCGACAAUAUCGCGCUGCGAUUAGACGCACGUGCUUCGUGUCUCCGUUGGCCUUUUUUUUACCGUUUGCUUCUGCAUGAUGACGACACUGCUGUAGAUUCUCAGUGAUAUCAACUACAAUAACGCGUCAUGCUAGGGGUGUCCAAAGUACGGCCCCGUUUUGGAGCGAGAACACAAAGCUAAGGUCUAGCUGGUCUGGAGACCAGCUACCAGCAUGACCAGCAUAUGUUGUGUUGUCGUUCUGGUAUGCUGGUACGCUGGUCAGACCAGACGUUAACAACCACCACGAAUACUGGUCUACUGGUCUACUGGUGUAUGGUCAUGCCGGUUGCGGGUCUAGCCUGGUUUUUCCAGCGGCGUCAGCUCGUUGACGGCUAUUUUUCUGUGGAAAAAGUUCAGACACCCCAUCGUUAUGCAAAACUGCGGUAUUCAUUUGUGCCUCGUGUAUUAGCUUGUAAAUGUUUUAUUGGGAACGCCUCCAUGCUGUCAUGGAGAAGACGCGCGUGUCGGCACAACGCCCAUGCUAGUGACAAAUAGCAUGGAAGAUAAAUAAUCGACAUUUCUCUUUCAUUUUGGGGACAUUUUCACUGUGAAUGUAGCGCCUCAUUUAUUUAUCCCAUGCAGGACCUGGCAGGACGAGGCGAUUGUUACUGUAUGCAGCUUUAAACUCAACACUAUCAAGCAUUUACACUGGACACAAAAUUAGGUACGCUUAAUGAGCUUUUUCGUCUUUUGGAAAAGCGAUUUUAUUGUUGCGGUCAACGAUGAUGAUGAUGAUGAUAAUUGUGAUAAUUGUGUGUGCGUUUGUCCUGUUGUUGUGUUAUUGUUGUAGCAGGAGUAUUAGGGCCCCGAUGAAAACAAUAUAAAAUAUAUAUACUACAUAUAUAUCAUAGUAAUAUCACAAGAAACAAUUCUUAAAAAGAAGCCAAGAAAUGUCUUCAAAGAAAAAGCUUUGGUUGAUGUUACGGCUUUAUUCUCAAAAAAUGAAAACCUUUGUCUUGUAACAUUAUGAUUAUGAUGACUUUAUGAUCAUAAAAUUUGACUUUUUAGACUUUACCUCAUGAUAUUAUUAUAUUAUUCCUGCAAAAUUCUAAGUCCUUAUCUUUCCCCAUAAAGAUCAAACAUGUUUGUGAUGGUACAAUAACCUUAUUCUUUCUUUAUUUGUGAUUUUAUUCUUCAAAUAUUCAUAUUUACACUUUAUUCUGGUAAUAUUACAACAUUUUCCUUAUUAUAUUAAUGGUGCGUUUCAGUAUGUUACAGUAAUUAUUUUUUGUAUCAUGUUGUUUCAUGUCAUAUUAAUACAUUUUCUUCUAAGUUAUGACUCUAUUCCCAUGAUAUUAUGACUUUUUUUAUAUACAAAUUAAAUUUCUUUCAAUUAUGAAUUCAUUCCCAUUAUACCAACUUUUUUUCUUGUGAUAUUACCAACGUAUUUUCUCUCAAUGAUCAAUUAUCAAUUAUUAAAUUAUGACUCUAUUCCCAUGAUAUUAUGACUUUUUAUAUACAAAUUAAAUUUCUUUUAAUUAUUCCCAUUAUACCAACUUUUUUUCUUGUGAUAUUAGAAAUAUAUUUUCUCUCAAUUAUCAAUUUUUUCAACUUUUUUUGUUAUAAUAUUCUUGUAAAGGUACUGCGAUACUGCCAUGAUAUUUGUAAUUCCUUCCCAUAAUCCUUUGCGUCUUUUGCGGCCCUGAUCCUCCUUGCUGCUAAGUUUUUCUUGUCAGGUCAGCUCGAAGUGUUUGUUUGCGUGUCUCUGCCUUUCGAAUCGUUCCCACCGGCGACUGCCUCUCUUUGAAGUGCAUCGUGCCAUCGUCACCGUGGCAACGACGCGGCAAACAGCCUGUUGCCUUAAAGCAUCAUUAUCACCGUCACCGUCCAUCCUUCAGGUUUUUUACAAACAUCUCAGUCACUUUGUUGUACAUAAUGGAAAGACAUAGUAUUUUUAUGACUAUUAAAGCUUUAUAUGGCAGCACGACCGUGUGUGUGUGUGUGUGUGUGUGUGUGUGUGUGUUUCUGCCAUGUAAAUCCAGCUGUUGGACAAUGUAUGUGGAUGUGGCAGUGGUGUCAUUAGGCUUAUAUUGGGGGUCUUCAGCACCCCCUAAAAUGUUCUUAAGCCCCCUAAAUAUUUUUUUUUUUUUAUUGAUUUUCAAAAUUUUUUUU
Molecule: messenger RNA, 6649 nt
Organism: Doryrhamphus excisus (bluestripe pipefish)
Lineage: Eukaryota; Metazoa; Chordata; Actinopteri; Syngnathiformes; Syngnathidae
Source: RefSeq, a predicted model, not a curated record